AAAUAUCUGCGGAGCUUCGUCAGAGCGGCCCAAUAAACAGCCAUGAGGAGGCUUCCCGCGCCAAUUUCGAAUCGCAACCCCUCCGUGUGCCAUCACAAACACCUCACUCUUCAUGGAUCCUCCACUACCCGCCACAAAACUUUCCCUCCCUCCGCGGCUUCGAAGCGUGACUUCAAAGAAGGCAGCUCCCAUUGGAAGGCAAUACUCUCCCAUCUCCUUGGAAACAAUGACAUCGAUGGAGCCCGUCAUGUUUUCUCGAGAAUCUCGUCUCCCGACGUCCAUCUCUACACCAUGAUGAUCACUGGCUACGCACGAAUCAAACGCAUUGACCAGGCUUUUCAACUUUUCAAUGAGAUGCCGGCCCGAGAUGCAGCCUCCUGGAAUUCUAUGAUCAAGGCCUGCCUGGACUGUGGAGAUCUGCAUCUUGCUGAAAAGCUCUUUGAUGAAAUGCCCGAGCGAAAUGUGAUCUCUUGGACUACUAUCAUAAAUGGGCUCGCACAGGUUGGUCGAAUUGAUGCUGCGGAGGGAUUGUUCUGGAGGAUGCCUCAGAGGGACACCGCUGCAUGGAAUUCUAUGAUAUCGGGGUACUGCAGCAACGGUAGAGUUAUGGAUGCUCGCUUGUUAUUUGAGAAAAUGCCGUGCCCCAAUGUGAUCUCUUGGACUGCGAUGAUUGGGGGAUAUGAUCAGAAUGGGGAGAGCAACGAAGCACUGCACCUUUUUGAACAAAUGUGGGCUUCAGGGAUAAAGCCCACAUCAAGCACGUAUGCCUGUGCACUGACAGCAUGUGCCAAUGGGCUAGAUUUAGGGCUGGGUACUCAGCUUCAUGCUUAUAUUUCAAAAGUGGGCUAUCUUUCAGAUACGUUUGUUUCCACUUCUCUUCUUACCCUGUAUGCCAACUGCAAGCAGAUUGAGAACUCUACCAAAUUAUUUCAUGAAAAUGGGGACAGGAAUUUGGUCUCAUGGACAGCUCUCAUAACCGCUUAUGGUUUGAAUGGUAGGCAUGAGGAUGCAUUGGAUGAGUUCAACAGAAUGGUUCUUUCUGGGAUCAGGCCGAACCAAUCCACAUUCACCAGUGCAUUGAACUCAUGCAGUGGACUAGAAUCCCUUGAUCAAGGUAGGAAGAUUCAUGGGAAUGCAAUUAAGCUAGGAUUAGAUAUUGAUGUGUUCGUGGGGAAUUCUCUCAUUGUAUUAUACUCAAAAUGCGGGGACAUAGAUAACAGCUUAAUGGUAUUUAACAACAUGAGGAGGAGGAACCUUGUGUCAUGGAACUCUAUCAUAGUUGGUUGUGCACAAAAUGGCUAUGCAUUGUGGGCCCUAAAGCUUUUUGGUGACAUGAAAUCGAGCCUUGAACAACCUGAUGAGAUUACAUAUGUUGGGCUGCUGACUGCUUGUAGCCAUUCUAGGAUGAUUGAGAGGGGAAGACAAAUUUUCCAACAAUUAAAAGAGGACCUUUUGGUUGAUGUGAAGCUUGAGCACUAUGCUUCCAUGGUUGAUGUUUUGGGUCGAUGCGGAAACUUGGAGGAAGCUGAAGAUUUCAUAAGUAGCAUGCCUAUGAAACCAAAUGUUGCAGUUUGGCUGGUUUUGCUUAGCGCCUGUAGAGUGCAUACUAACUUAGAAGUUGCUCGAAGAGCUUCGCAGAAGAUCUUUGAUCUGGACCCAUAUAAUAGUGCAGCUUAUGUUUUACUGUCCAACAUAUAUGCUUCUGCUGGUAAGUGGAAUGAUGUCUCCCAAACUAGAGUGAUGAUGAGGAUUCGAGGAAUCAUGAAGAUACCAGGUUAUAGCUGGAUUACACUAAAGGACUCGAGGCAUGAAUUUGUUUGUGGAGAUAGGUCUCACCCAAUGACCAAAGAGAUAUACAAAAAACUGGAUUGGCUGGGAGGGAAACUAAAGGAGCAUGGAUAUGUUUAUGAUAGGAGUUUUGCAUUACAUGACGUGGAUGAUGAACAGAAGGAGGCCGUGUUGACAUACCACAGCGAGAAGCUUGCUAUUGCCUUUGCGCUGCUUAGUACUGUAGAAGGCAGCACGAUUCGCAUUAUGAAGAACCUCCGGGUUUGUGGUGAUUGUCACUCUGCCAUAAAAGUCAUAUCAAAGAUUGUGGGACGUGAGAUUGUCUUGAGGGAUUCAAGUCGCUUUCACCACUUCAGGGAAGGUUUUUGUUCAUGUGGAGAUUGCUGGUGAUUGUUUGUGGCUUGUGGUUAAUGGCAAAGGUCCUAAAUCAUAUGAGUGGUGUGAAGAUGCACAAUGAAAAUAGCAAGGACAAAUAGAACAGCGAUAACAAGAGAUAUCCCAUCAAAAUGAUCUUGGCAAGAAGCAAAGAUGUGCAUGAUUUGAACUAGGUACCAGGAGCAAAAAGAAUUGGAAAAAGGUCCAAGACUGCUGAACUUGGAAUCUGUGUGACAUGGAAAGAAUAGAAAUGAGCAGCAACUAGCAAUAUUUCAAACUGCGGGCUAUUAUAAAUUACUUGGGAAGUCAAUUGAUUGGAAGAAACUUCCAAAACAAAGUGGUUUGCAAGUAGUCAUUCUAUGCGAAAGAGACUGUCACAACAUUAUAAAGAGGUGGCCCCAUGAUUGGCUUUAUUUUCAUAGAGAAAGCGGGCAAGGUGUUGGACUUGAUGGUCUUGAAUAGUUCCUGGUUGGUUGAUGUCACCCGAGAAACAUACCAUUACUUAAUAGUUUGAUCCUGCACCAGCUGUUUGCCUCAAAAAAAGAUCCUGCACCAGCUGCUUCUGUGGGUGAAACGAGGAUCACCUGAGUGAAAGAUAUGGGCAGCAACUCCAGGGAGUCACAUUUAUUGAGAUUAGUUUAAAUGAAUCUUUUAUGAGAUUCUACUAUACUUAUUUUUUACUAUUCUUUAUUAUGACUCUCUCUCACUCCCCGCUUCCUACGAGAAAUUAUGAACAAAAGUUAUAUGGAACGGGCACCAUAGAAAGAAAUGAGGUGGGGCUCUUUUUUUGAUACAUUUUCUCUUGCACCUAUAUUAAAGCAAAAAUCUAAAAGGGAUAAGAGAAUUUCUACUAACAGAGUCUGUUUGUUCCUAAUUAAAGAAAAAAAAUACAAAAGGAAAGAAAAUUGCACACGUCAAGAGAGACCAUUCGCAAAGAAAAAAUCACCGCAUUCUCUUUUUUCCUCUUCAACCCUCUCAUUUCAUCCUCUUUCUCAUCAAAUCGUCUUUCCCAUCGACGAGGGUCUUCUUCUCCUCCCGAGUUUCUUUCUUCUUUUUUUUGGAAACUGUGUAUCAGUUUACCUAAAUGUGUGUAUUAGAAUGCCGGAUAACUAUUUUACUAGGUAUGUAUCACCUAUUCAUGCAGUGUGUAUUCAUGAAUUUCAUAUUCUGAAACUAUGUGCUAAUUUACCUAAAGGUGUUGUGUAUUGGGUUGCUGCUAGAUGUGUAUCAGAAAAGCUUAUAAUAUGUAUCAGAAAGCCGACAAGUAUGUAUAUGCCAUAUAGUGUGUAUCGAUGAGCAUCAUUUUUUGAACUGUGUAUUGAUUUAUCUGGAGGUGUAUAUUGGGAUAUUGAAUGAUUAUAUUGCUAGGUGUAUAUUGAUUAGCCAUAUAGUAUGUAUCAGUGAACAUCAUAUUCUGAAAGCUAUAUAUCAAUUUAUCUAGAGGUAUGUAUUGGGUUGCUACUAGAUGUAUAUCAAAGAAGCUUAUGGUAUCACUUGAAGAGGCAAAAAGAGGAUGAGACAGUCUUUCUUCGUGCAUGGUCUCUCUUGACAUGUGAAUUAUUCUUAUUAUUUUAAGUUAUGGAAUUGACGGCUCUAUUGGUAGGAGAA
Phoenix dactylifera (date palm) is the source of this 3771-nucleotide messenger RNA. Its product is annotated as Pentatricopeptide repeat (PPR) superfamily protein. Gene Ontology annotation, biological process: RNA modification. Gene Ontology annotation, molecular function: protein binding; RNA binding; zinc ion binding. The record is from RefSeq and is a predicted model, not a curated record. NCBI's taxonomy places the organism in Eukaryota, Viridiplantae, Streptophyta, Magnoliopsida, Arecales, Arecaceae.